GUACUUUUUGCAUGGUACAUAAAUCGUGAACGAUCUUCUCAAGCCCCCACGGCCGCAUCGGCGCCGCAUCCCUCUCCUUUACCGUUAUGAGCACAACAGCCUACACGCCUGUCCCAACUACGCUUUCUGACAUCGAAAAUGGAUCUGCGCCGCCCACGUAUCCCCCACUGCGCACCAAAGCGCUGCUUGCUCGUCUUGCACCCACCUCCCCCCCGACGCGAAUACGCCGGACGCUUGUCUUCCUUGUUGUGCUGACCCUCAGCUCGAUACUCCUUGUCUUCUUCGUCUUUCCUCCAAACUCAUGGAGCAUCGCCUUCGCUUCACCGUUUCGCGGUCAAGAUGGAGCCCACACGGUUAGCGGCGGUGGGGGCGUCGGUAGCAGUGGCAGUCUAUGGAAUACGGACUACGCCUUGCCUCAGGACAGAUUACAGGAGAACAGCAGCCCAUUCUUCCGCGAUUCGCACCCGACGUUACACUCCCGUCUAUUUUUGGCACGGGCACAAGCAGAGAUCCAAGCUCGUGGACUAGACACAUGCAAAGGAAAGCUGGGCGGAGCCAUGAUUGACGGAUACUUGGAGAACGCCGUAGAGUACUGUAAGCCGUCUGGACGGACUGCGAGCAGUCCUUUCAUAACCUGCUUCCCUGCGGGUACCGCGGCACCCCAGGACACUCAAAACCGCUGGUGGCCAUACCCACAGUCUUUCUGUCAUUCAUCCAAUCUAACGCAUUCGUCUGGAUGGGGCGGAGACCUUCCUGGCCGGGGUGUUUUCGGGGCACGAGAUCAGUGUGCGCUGACAAAAGCCGGUAUCGCGUUGGAUAAAGAUAUGAAAAGGGAGAUGUUCUUGGGCAAGGAAUUCCACUCAGGCGAAGGUGGGGACCAGCCAUGCGGUGAAACGGUCGAUCACCCGGUCCUCUUCGUCCCUCGACAGGAUCGAUGGAACCCAUUCCACGUUGGCGAAGAUCUUGUGACCACAUUUCUGGCACUCACGCUAUUCUCCCGCCAUGCUGCGCAAUCUUACCAGCCUAAAUCGCUGUUUGGAUCGCAAACGGUGGAGGACGAACUCUGGUCCUCAUUACCUGGAGCGUAUAUUAGAGGCGGAGCGCUCGAACAGUUCCGGAAGCUGAGGAAGGAUCUAGAAGCUGAUCUGGAGCCUACAGCCGGACUGCAACUCGUAUUCCAAGAUUCUCAGCUACCUACGGAGUCUUUAUUCGCCCCCCUGUACGAUCGCAUCGGUGCUUGGACGGCGAGGCGAACGGCAGCAGAUGCGCUGGGACACGGCGGAGCUCCGACAUGCUUCUCUCAGGCAUUCCACUCCGUCGGUGCUGGUGCUUCGCUGCUCAGCGGGACCAAAGUCGGCCUGAAAUACAAAUGCGCAAGCGAGCUUGUCUGGGGUGCCAGUUUGUGGCUUCGAUGGGUCUGGGGGUUGGAGCCUGUUCUGCCUGGAGAUGAAAAGGUUUCCGCCCAGCCUGCCUUGGAGGAGCGAGCACUUGGCUCUUCCGAAUUCGUCAAUGUCCUGUUCCUGUCUCGGGAGAAAUUCGAUGAUGCUACUCUUCAUCGAAACGGGGGCCUUUCAACGUGGUCGGAUGCUCGGCAUAUCCUCAACGAGGCCGAUCUAGUUGUUGGCUUGCGUUCUGGGCUGGCUGAUAUGUGUUCAAAGCUCACCGCAGUGUCAGGUUCUCACCUCACGCAUCAUCCUGGGACACUCGACUGUACGUUCACCAAUGCAGAUGGUCUUCCCGGGUCUUGGGGCGUGCCACUGCAUCCUCGCGAGGCCUUUGCUCUGGGCAACGACGGGAAUUCGACUCACACCGGCGGCAAAGCGCUGCGUUUUGCCACUCUUGAUCCCACAACGACCGCUCUGGCCUCUCAGCUUGGCAUGAUCGGAAGGACAGACGUCGUGGUCAGCGUCCAUGCCGGUGCGCUGGGACUGACUCUGUUCAUGCCUACCGGCCGCGCUUCAGUCAUCGAGCUGGUUCCUGGUGGGGUCCGCGGUAACGAGCAUUUUCACAACAUGGCCCAUAUGAUGGGCCUGGAAUAUGUCAACGUUGGGGUAUCGAAACGGGUCAAUGUCCAGUCCGUCGUGGAUGCUGUGAAGGCAGUCGUCGAGAAAAGAUUAGGGUGAGGUAUGUCGCUGUGGGGAAUCUAACAUUGUAUCAUAGCUCUGCACAUGGAGUCUGUUGUAUUUAAUCUUAACUUAUCGCAUCCGUCCAGAACCAUAUAGCAAUAUUAUAUACAUAUAGAUUCUUGAUGAAGCUCUGAAUAGAACCAUGGUCACGCGCUC
Molecule: messenger RNA, 2282 nt
Organism: Mycena citricolor
Lineage: Eukaryota; Fungi; Basidiomycota; Agaricomycetes; Agaricales; Mycenaceae
Source: the annotation of a GenBank genome assembly